AUGCCAUCCGAAUCCUCUACCUUCAUGCAACCCACCUCUACACCUACCGGUCUCUCUUCAGAAUACGAACUGUCUAUACCCUCCUUAGAGGAGCGGCAAGCCGGUGAGGAUGUCAUCAUGGCGGACAUGCUAACAGCCAUGCAGCUAGAGGGCCUGGAAGUAAGCACUCCUUCGCCUUCGAACAAGUGGACAAACAUGGGUGUAGAAGCUGAUUCGGAAGCCAGUCCGAUCUCAGCUGAGCUGGACGAACAACAACCCGAAAGCCUUCAUGCUUCGGACAGGUCAGCUCAUAGCGACUCCUUGACAGCGACAGGCUUCGCGGAUGACGAACAGACCGCGCAGCCCGAGGAGUACGCAGACGAUUUCGACUCUCUCGAGGAUUUCGAUAUUGACUUCAGCGCGCUUCUCCCAUCGGAUUUCCCCGAUUUCCCCUUCGAUGAUUUGAACGACCCCUCCGACGAAAAAUGGGCAGAGAUGCUAAAAGAAGUCGACGCAUGGAACAAAACACACAACGGCGCAGCCGAAGAAGACACUCACACCAACACCACUCCCGGCGAACCCUUCACAUACGCCGUCGACCCCUUCACCCCAGAAAUCUGCAAAGCCGAUCUAAUCCGCUGCCCCGUUCCCAUCCCCACACCAGAAACCAACAUCCUCGCGCACUUCUCCACAGAAUACGCGCGCUCGAUCCGGCUCCUCAAAGUAAAAUACCGCUGGUACCACUCCAGCCCCUCAGACUGGCAAAAAGAAGUCACCACCCUCAUCUCCGGCAUCUCCAACGCGUCCAACAACCUAGAGCCCUGGCUACCGUUGCACAGAUGGCUCGUACUAUACCGCCGCCUGAUGCAAGGCGCGACGGCCCGUGAGCGCUACAAGACCAAGAAUUUCUUGCUGAAGAAGUUGGAGGCGAUGGCUAAGAUGCGGAUGGAGGAGAGUAAGGCGGCGGUUGUGGAGUUACUGCAGGCGAAGGGGAUGAAGCUGGCGCAUGGGGCUUUGUGUGGGAUGAAGCGUGCGGUUGAUGAGGAUUGUGAGAGAAGGGGAAGUUUGCUGCUUGGGACGAUUCCGGAGUUUACGAAUGAGCUUGUUGGGGGGUUUUCGGGGAGGUGGUCGUGGGUAGACUAG
Alternaria ventricosa is the source of this 1122-nucleotide messenger RNA. RefSeq lists its product as uncharacterized. The coding region runs from base 1 to 1122 and encodes 373 amino acids. The record is from RefSeq and is a predicted model, not a curated record. The transcript has a single exon. NCBI's taxonomy places the organism in Eukaryota, Fungi, Ascomycota, Dothideomycetes, Pleosporales, Pleosporaceae.